UUAGAGCUCAAGAUUUCAAGUUUAGUUUCAGUUCCAUAGUAGAAUGGCUCGACAGGGUCAGAUAUUUCUGUUCAGUAUUGUGCUGUACUUCUUUAUCCGUUCUUCUCUUAUUGGCAGCGAAGAACUCGAUGGAGCAUAUUUCACCCAGGUUGCCUUUCAUAAGCUGGAAGGUAACUCACUUCAAACUAUCUCUGUCAGAAGUGUUCUUCAGUGUUGUAUGCGAUGUGAGCGAGUCCCAGAAUGCCUGUCGUUCAACAUCGCUGUCUUGCUCAUGAAAAAUGGCUUGUAUGAAUGCGUGCUGCUAAAAAAUGGUACUAGGGAAUCAACGGAGUAUCUUGUUCCUACACAAGAGUACCAUCACUAUACUCGUUUUGUUGAUAAAUGUGCCAUCCCGAGAUGCAAAAAUAAUGGUGCGUGCGAGACGGUGAGCAACGACUUCCUGUGCCACUGCCCUCAAGGAUUCACUGGUAAACUAUGCGAAAAACAAACAUGCAACGACGGUAAUGCCCUUGGAAUGGAAAGUGGUGUCAUUCCUGAUUCAAACAUCAAUGCUUCUAGCCACUUGAGUUUGGAUGACCUACCACAUCAUGCAAGACUUCAUGGAAAUAAACAAUGGAGUCCCAAAGUUCAUGAUAGCAACCCGUGGCUUCAAGUGGAUUUGGGCAAGGUUACCAUGGUUUCAUGUAUUGCAACUCAAGGAACCCGAUUUGGUGACUGGACGAAGACCUACAGCCUACAAUAUGGCUUGAACAGUUCCUCCUUUGAAGAUUAUCAGGCAAGAUCUUGAUGGGAAACAAUGACGCUAACACUGUAGUCAAGAAUGCUCUGCAACCUGCCAUCAAUGCAAGGUACAUCAGGAUUCUACCUAAAACUUUUAGCAGUGGUAUAGCCUUACGGAUUGAGUUAUUUAUCUAACUUUGCCUCCAGUUCAAAAUAAGAAGGGGGAAAAAUGAUACAAAUAUAGAUACAUGAGGUUCUGAGGCAGGGAAUUAUCAACGAGUAUGUUAAGAGCUUUUAGACCAUUCUAAGAAGCUCGUGACUUUCUACUAUUAAUGAAUUGCUCAAAAUAAAGUUUUCCUGUCAUUUGCUUGGGCGCUGUAUUUGACGAAACCAAUAACCAUGUGAA
Molecule: messenger RNA, 1126 nt
Organism: Actinia tenebrosa (Australian red waratah sea anemone)
Lineage: Eukaryota; Metazoa; Cnidaria; Anthozoa; Actiniaria; Actiniidae
Product: lactadherin-like
Source: RefSeq, a predicted model, not a curated record